Messenger RNA from Trichoplusia ni (cabbage looper), 5500 nucleotides. It is a transcript of the gene serpin-33, whose product is annotated as serine protease inhibitor 3/4-like. The record is from RefSeq and is a predicted model, not a curated record. Gene Ontology annotation, molecular function: serine-type endopeptidase inhibitor activity. Bases 3600 to 4739 code for a protein of 379 amino acids. Lineage: Eukaryota; Metazoa; Arthropoda; Insecta; Lepidoptera; Noctuidae. The transcript is spliced from 9 exons.
UUGUACAUCCACUCGUGAUUUAAAAACUAAAAGACUAAGUCUUAAGGACAUUAAGGUCUCUGAUUGAGCCCAAAAUGAAUCGCCCAAUUCCGAUAAAUAUGCGAGAGUAAACCGUCGCAUCAUAUAAUAAUGAACCAUCCCAAAGAAAACUAAAAAAAAAUGUUUUGUCAUUGAAUCUUAUUUUGAUCUUUAUGAAAAUUUCAAAGCACUCAAUCAAGUGAGCCGCCAACAAAAAGCUAAAACAUUGAAAACUUAAAUUAAUUUCUAGAAAACAAAGAAAGCGUUAAGUUAGAUACUUAAGUUACGCCUGUAAUGCCUCUCAUUAGCCUUUGAAAGGUUGAGCAGACCAAUAAGGAGGCGCUUAGCUUUCCACCAACCUAUUACGAAAGUCGACACGUACUUAAAGGGUCAAAUUUAACAUUAUAAUGGCUAAGGAAUGAUAAAUUAAAUGAUAAUUGUGUUCCGAAUUUUGAACUUAGGUUUUAUUUUACCUAUUACGUUAUCAGCCUAUAAUAAUAAGACGCAAUAUGAAACUUCAUGUGUUUUGUUUUCAUGAACAAGAGGAUCAUUUCAAACUAAGCUCUCUUUUAUGCAUCAAAUAUCAUGGUAAAAUAUUUUGAAAGCUGUUCCGUAUCACCUAAAACAGACAAUCCGAAUUCUAUGAAAAACACACACAAAAAAGGAAGCAUAUCAUCUCCUUUUUUCCAGCCAGAUUUAAAUCCCACACAACACAGAUUACAUACAAAUGUUAAUUAAACUAUAUUUCGGUGUUUGGAGUGAUUCCGCAGUUUCCCAUAUGAAUAACAUUUCGAAUCGACCUUGUAGUCCCGAGCGACAUCGUCCAACGAUUCAAUUACAGUGAACGGACCAACAAAACUAUGUUAUUGUGUUAUUCUGCGCUUAUAGACGUUUGUGUUUCGGAGACAAUCGCUGAAUGGAGGUUUAGGAAUUUGAGGUUAUAUUUUUUUCUGUUCAGACAUAGUCAUUUUAGGUAAACGGGUUUGAGCAGUAAUUAUGACAAUGCGCAAUAAGGUAAUAAGACCUUAUUGCGCAGAGUGCACUUCUUUUUCAUGUAUUUUUGAAGGAUUUAUUAUUGUAAAUAUCGAUUCUAUUUAUAAAAAACCAUUUCAAGAAAGUAUCACUUCCCAAAAGAAGGGUGUUUUUGGGUUUGGGAUUUACUUCGGCCAGCAUGUGCAUUUUGCGCAGUUAGCGGUAUCUUUGGUAAAUUAAUUGGUCAUCUUUGACAAUUUUUCUGUCCUCUGAGAUAUAUAUAUUAUGUAUAAGAUUUUUUGACUAUUGUCUCUAUUAGUGAGACAGCGACGUUGCUAACGUAGCUACAAUUUUUAUACCAAAAUGUGAAAAUAAUUUAGGUUUAUUUCAAAAAGUCACAUUAUUGCAGUGCCAGUAUAUUAAAGUAGUAUUUAUCUUCAAGACACUAUUUAAUGUGUACUCCAUUGCACGGUAUUUAUGGCAAGUCGCCAAAAACUAUUACGAACUUUAGAUAAUGAUCGAAACCACCCCAGUCUCCAAAUUCAUAUGAAAAUUGAUAUAAAAGACAUUUUGUCUAGACUUUUCCAUAAUUUCUAGGCCUCCGUUCUGAAGGAGGAAUUCGAGGCUAACUAACAGCCGUUUCGAUCGAUCAAAGGUUCGUUCGUCAAUGAUCAUGUAUGUAAUUCCCCGGUAUUUCGGGGUACACUCUGUCUUACUAUGGGGUAAAAUGAUGCUCGGGUAACUGUGCUGAGCAGGUCAUAUAAGCAGACAUAAGUCAGAUAGAAGGUCAGAUAAGUGAAACAGAGUGUGUUUAGCUGCUUUCGGCUAGACUGGAAGCCAACAUAUUAUGUAGUUGGAAAAAGGCUUGGUAGAUGAUACAUGAGUGUGUACACGUAGACAUGGUAUUUAUUUAUCGAAAAUAACCACAUAUUCCGCGAGUUUACGGAAUUCAUUAGCGGUAUUGAUAUGUUUCUAGGAACGACUGACUCAUGGGAUUAUUACGUUACAAACGAUGUGUACUUGCUUGUUUUGUCAACCGAAGGUCGGAUAAAUGCGUAUUUUAUGAAUGUUAUCGUAAUAAAGUCAAACUGCUCUCUGAAUAUAAUGUGUAUAACUCUAAGCUGUAAUAGUCUAGUAAUAUUCAUGUUUUUGAAAUUCUGCACAUAAUAUUUGUUUUUCUUAAUUACAAAUCAAAAAGCUCAGACUAAAUUUCUAGUUAGCUUAACAAAACUAACCAAACACUAACAUAAUUCGUUAAUCUAGGUCAAACUCACAUAACUCCACAAAACAGCGAAAACUCUUACCUGAAAACAAAACAAAAAUGUUAUUUCAAAAUAUCUAGUACAAUCAUGAUACGUUAUACACACAAACACCAGUGAAACGGGAGAAAAUCUUCGGCCAAAAACUUAGUACGGGCUAAACGGGCAGUAGACCAGAAAAUGAGUCGAAAUCAAAUAUAAACGGCAACGAAAUGAGUAAGACAAACACCGGCCGACAUUGUGUAUCGCACAAUAGGCCCGUACGAACAAAUCUUGACCCUUUUUACUAAGUACCACCGACAAUGGACGCUUAGACCGAUUACAUAUUCUGAUGCAAAUAUAUUACGGCCGCAAGCGUGAAUUAAUUGAAAAGACCCAGCGUGACUUUGAUUUAUGGUACACGGGACAACGUGGAUUCUUAAGCUCGUAUCUGGUGUCAUCUAAUACGUACACGUUAAGAUUGAUUAUGCUGCAAUUAUUUUAAUAAGCGUCUGAUAAUGGUUUAGAAUUUGGGAGGAACGCGAUGGGUCCAUGUAUUUGGAAAUUUGAUGAAGGUAUUUAAUUAUGUUAUAGUUUUUUAAUGGUCUUUUGGCCCGUGCUUUAAUGUGGACAUUUUUUUUUGUGUAAUUUCGCAGUUUUAAUGUUGAUUAUGAAGUAAUGUUACUUUUAAACGAUGAUAGUAAAACAAACGCGUCAAAUAAGACUGAUAAGCUUAUGAGUUCUUAUCAUACAUUUUAACUUGUUUACCACAUAAAACUCGAAAGGUCGAUCAAAAAGUCAAGAUUAACAUUUAAUCCUAAGACAAAAAGCAUAGUUUCAUAUUAAUUGGAAUAAUGUAUUUAUCUAAAUAUAGAGUUUUAAUAUAACCUUUUUGCUAUGCUGCCCUAUAUCUGUCCGCACUAUGACCUUCUGUAGCCCUGUUGACAAUGUGGAAGCGAGAGAGCGAUCUAUACUUUGUAGAGCGCCAUGCUACUUCCGCAACGGCAAUAGUAAUGCUCAGGAACUCAUAGUGAGUGCUCUAUUCACUACGAUAUAAAUAUUAAAGUGCCCCUAGUAUUCCGCAGAACAAAAAGGUUUUUUUUAAACACAUUAUUUACGUUUGAAGAGACCUCGUAAAAGACAGUCACUUAAAAUCUCUGCAGAUGAAAAAAGAAUCGGCGCUCUACGAACGCAAUUCCAAUAGACAAAAAUUCAGCUAAACGAAUUAAUUCAGCAAGUUUCCUGCGGUCGGUACUCAAGUAGCUCAGGUUAAGGAGAAGGCGCCGAUUAAGGUCAUCGGUUCCGUAUAUGGCCACUCGAACAUUGUCAGCACUUCGAAGAUAAUACCAGAUACACUUGUAAGGGACGGAGAUGUUCACGCAUUAUAUUAUGCAAUUAUUGAAAGUAAAACCAAAAGCAAAUUUAGUAGCAUCGCCUCAACUCCUGCGGUUUCCUCUCUGCAAGCUGACGUCAGUAGCAAAGGGGCCGGCGAGGCAAGAGCUCAUGACCUCUCUAGGGUACAAAGAGGAAAGUAUGUUGAACAGUUGUUUCUCAAGAUUAAAAGAAUCGAUAAAGACGAUGGCAGAAAGUGAUUUAACAAUAGUGAACAGAAUAUACGUGAAUUACAGUAAUGAUAUUAAUUCAAGUUUUAUAGCAAAUUCCACGGAGAAAUUUGGAGUGCAAGUGGAGAAAGUCGGAUUUAACUUUCCAAAAGCAGCUAUAUCUUAUAUAAAUCGUUGGGUAGGUACUGGUACAUAUAAAAGAAUCACGGAUAUAUUAGAUGCUGGCGACAUUAAUAAGGACACAAUGAUGAUUAUUGUUAAUGCUGUCCAUUUCAAGGGCACGUGGGAAUCGCCGUUCGAUUACCGAUUGACCAAACUUACGAAGUUCCGCCAUAUCGAUGGAAGAAUAUCAAGAGUGCCGAUGAUGACGAGAACCGAGUCUUUUGCUUAUAUAGCUGCUGACGACUAUAAGUUUCUUUCAAUGAAGUUUGCGAGUUGGAGAGCAAUAUUAACAAUUGUUUUGCCGAAGACGCCUCAGGGAUUACCAGAAUUUCUCGAGAGGAUAGACAAAAACCCGAAUUAUAUCACUAGCAUCGUUAAGAGAAUGCCUACGACACCUGUGAGAAUAUUUAUACCGAGGUUUAAAAUCAAAACUUAUGUGGAUUGGACGGGAUUUCUCCAAGAGUUAGGAAUCACCACGAUAUUCAGCAGAACAUCGUCAGGUCUCUCGGCAAUAUUAAAGAAUGACAGUGAAACAAAAAACAUUGCAUUGAGUAGAGUCAAACAAAAACUCUUCAUUCAAGUUGACGAGAUGGGCGUGGCCAGGUUCACGAGAAAUCCCAAUCGAAACCUGGGUCCGCCGAAAGUACCACUUUUCAUAGACGUACCGGAAUUCGUUGCGGAUAGACCAUUCUAUUUUCAAAUCACGUUGGACUUUGAAAACGCCCGAUACGAAAUGUUCACUGGUGUUUACUAUGGCCCAGAACCAGAAAAAGUAAACAAGAUAUAAUUGACAACUGCCUCACGGAGGAUUUCCUUACCUUAGAGAGCAACGCGACAUCUAGAUUUUGUGGCCUUAUACCACCCUUCAAACGAAGACAGGCAGAUGUAGAGCAGUGCAGAGCGUCCUUACAGCUAAUCUGAAGAAAUCAAAUAUCAGCAAAAUCAAAGUGCAUUUAUUUAUUUUAUUUUUUAGAUAGACUACAACACUUUGUUGUAACACAAUUUGAUUAAUGUUAAUGUCAAACGCCGAAAUAAUGAUGCCAACCUCUUUUGGCAUUUAUUUUCUUUCAAAGUCAGAAACUUUUUGUCGUUUGAAUAUUAGGAAACAGCAGAAUUUAUAAUACAUAAUUGAUAUAUUAUGACAAUAACUGAUUCGAAUAAAAAAAUGUAUUGGUAAUAAUGGGUGGUAAAAAAAUGAUGGAUUUAAAUAGGACCUUAUAAACUUCGAAAGAAAACAAAGGACAGGUUUUAAUUGCCAAGGAUUUACAGAAAUAAAUCCGCAUUUCGACAGUGCCAUGGUACAAUUCUAUUUGUCGCUUAACUCUUCUAAGCUACGUCACGUCCAUGCCAGAGAGGCCGAUCAACAAAAGAAUACUUAAUUAUUUGUCAAACCUCAAGUGUUAUUAUAUUCAUUGACAAUACCUAAGAUUUGAUAAUUAAAUUAAAAAGAUACUGAAGAAUAGUUAGUUCUUAUUAGAGUGGUAAUUGGCAAAACGGUCUACAUUAGGCUACCUACUAAAUAUUUGUAAUUUAAAUAUAAUUGUUAGA